AUGUUGAUCUCCAGGAGACAUGACCAGGUUGAGAUCCUCUCUGGGAAGGACAAAGGAAAACAGGGCAAAGUGGCCCAGGUCUUCAGACACAGAAACUGGGUCAUCCUGGACGGGCUGACCACGCAUUUCAGGUACAUUGGGAAAUCUGCAGAUUACCCYGGGACCUACAUUGCCAGUGAGGCUCCCCUCCUACUCCGAGACAUCUCACUCGUCGACCCCACUGACAGGAAACCGACCGAGGUGGAGUGGAGGUUCACAGAGGAGGGGGAGAAGGUGCGCGUCUCCCUCAGGACGGGCCGCAUUGUCCCCAAACCAGUGUUCCAGCGCAGAGAUGGCAUCGUACCGCAGCAAUGGAUUGAGACGGACACUAGUCCGGAGGACACACUGGAAAAGACUUACACGCCCCCCCUCAAGACUCUGGAGGAGGAGGUGAUGGAGAAGCUGGGCAUCGAAGAGCCCAGGAGGAACCGGAAGACUUACUGGUACUGAGGGGCGAGACCCUCUGGU
This is a messenger RNA of Salvelinus sp. IW2-2015, 507 nucleotides long. RefSeq names its product large ribosomal subunit protein uL24m-like. Gene Ontology annotation, biological process: translation. Gene Ontology annotation, molecular function: RNA binding; structural constituent of ribosome. Gene Ontology annotation, cellular component: mitochondrion; ribosome. The record is from RefSeq and is a predicted model, not a curated record. Lineage: Eukaryota; Metazoa; Chordata; Actinopteri; Salmoniformes; Salmonidae.